Molecule: messenger RNA, 2164 nt
Organism: Pararge aegeria (speckled wood butterfly)
Lineage: Eukaryota; Metazoa; Arthropoda; Insecta; Lepidoptera; Nymphalidae
Exons: 7
Coding region: 350-2164 (604 amino acids)
Biological process (GO): regulation of DNA-templated transcription
Molecular function (GO): RNA polymerase II cis-regulatory region sequence-specific DNA binding; DNA-binding transcription factor activity, RNA polymerase II-specific
Source: RefSeq, a predicted model, not a curated record
CAUCUCUGUGGCGAAAAUAAAAAUGGCUGACAAAAAUCUAAAAUUGAAUUAUUGCUGACUAAAUACCUACUAAAAUAUUUCAACAAUAAUUAAAUUUUUAUCAUUUCUUUUUUAACUUUUUUUGUUUAACUUUUACCGUGAUUGUGAUACUUUACUUCUUUAAUUUAAUCUUAUGGUAAAUUAUUAUGACUGAAAGAAGGCAUGCAAGGAACUAUAGAAAAGUCCCAAUAUAAUGUAACAAAAACAGAGCACUCUGACACAUCUGAUUAGAAAGAAUAAAUGUAUAAUAGAUAAUAUAUAUAUAUAUAUAUAAAGGAAUAAAAUUAAAUAUGACAUAUCAUUUGUAAAUAUGGCUUACGCUAAUAACUCCUACAAAAAUCUGCUGAGGCGCAGUGAAGAGCCUUGCGACUUUUGUGACAGAAUCUUCAAGAACAAACUUGAAAGUAUAAUACACAAUGCUUCACACAUCAUUAUACCUUUGAUGAAACAAAACUAUUACCAAUGUGACGAAUGUCUCUCUCAUUAUUAUUCACGAGACCAACUGGAUGAACAUCAUGAAACGAAACACCUGAAGUCAGCUAUUAAGAGUCAAACUAGCAUAAGGAGUAAUUGUAAAGUGAAAAUUGAAAAUCCAGAUGAUGAAAUUGACAUAGAAGACAAAAAUGUAGUUGAAACGCUUGUCAAAUCUAAUUUAAAGGAUACCACUACGCAAUAUAAAAGUUUAAUGGAAAAUACUGAUAUCAAAUAUGAUAAUGGAUGUGAUUUUUAUGUUAAAGAAGAAUGCAGCAGACAUAAUUCAAUAGAGAUGGAUAGAGACGAUAACGGAAGUGAAAAUGUUGACGAUGAAUUAUGUAACUACAAAGUUGAAUCUAUAAAAAGUAGACUUCGAUUUGAAGGGGAUGAUGAUAUGUUUCAUAAUAAUAUUCUAAGCGAUUUUAUAACGGAAUGCAAAGUUAAAAUGAUUAACGAGCCCAUAACGCAGAUGCCUAUUAUUUUAAAUAAUAGUCACUUGCAGCUGAUACAAAAUAAUAAUGUGGUCAAAUUGAAAAAUAGUACAGAUGCAUGCAACGAUACAGAAACAGACGAAUAUGAAUUUGAUAAUUUUCUCGUUAGAAAUGGUCAGAAGGCUGACAGACAUAACGAAACCGUACCCACAAUCAAUGGACAGAUAAUUGAUAACUUUGCCCCAGAGCCAAUAUAUAAUAGUGUACACUAUACUGAUUUGAUAAGGCCUGGUAUAUUCUUAUGUAAAUAUUGUUGUAAAUCAUUUCCAAAUAGGUUAUCUGUAAUACAACACGAGCCGGCUCACAUGAAAAUGAGAAAGCCACGUCCGAUAUUAUGUACGUACUGUGACAGGUACAUUGCUGGUAACCAUGUGCACCUCCAUAGGCACAUAAACAGGGAGCAUCCCGGUGCUAACAUGAAAAAGAAGCACCAUACUUCCCAAUGCAAGCGUUGUGGGCUCAAGUUCCGGAAAUAUAGGCCCCACGUCAGAAAUUACCAUGCCUACGACUGCCCCGGAUGUGGGAAGGAAUAUGGAAUAACGGAGCUGGCAGAUCUAAACGAGCACAUAAGCAAUUGUGUGAUACAAAAUGUAACGUCAAAAAUGGUGAAUGUCUGUGAAAUAUGCUAUCGCUUUGUCAAAGUGAAAACCAAUCUGAAAUAUAUAUCAACGGGCACGACGGUCAACGAGCCCGGAGUUAGACACCCAUGUGCAAUGUGCGGCAAGAAGUUCUUUGAACUGAAAACUAUCAAACGUAUAAUAUACGGUGGAAAACUGAAUGUUAGAGGUUAUCACAAAAUGAGGAGGCCGCUGUCCAACGAGGAGAGGUUGAAGAAGUUUCAGAAUCGGUUGAAGAAAAUAAAUUUAUUAAAUAAAUUUUACUCGGGCCCAAUUUGUGAGGUGUCUGCGCUGGACGUCUGGAUUUGGAGGCUAGCGGGAUCCGAAGCACGGUGCACCGCUGGCCGACCGCAGUUAGUAGGGGGCCCAAUUAGUAGGUUCGCCACCUAUGAAAGGCUGCCCCGCCAACUAGCGAAAAAUCCUGGGAUGGCCUCCAUCGUGCCGGUUGGCGACCGAAGAGAGGAUCCGAUGGCAAUUCCCAGGGGGGUUCGGGCGUCCCCGCAGUCUCCAGUCGAGCCUUCCUACUGUGCGGUCACUUCGUAA